AUGUCUUCGAAGGGGAACCCUGUCUCCCCGCCAAAGUACAUCAACGAUUUCAGCAAGGCUCUCGCCAGCGAGGUCCGCAUCCUUCUGCAGGAGGUGGGCAAGCUCCGAGAUGAGCGGCGUGCAUUGCAAUAUGAGAUUGCAGAACUCAUGAGUGUCAAGUCCAAACAUGGCGCGGGUGGAGAGUACACCCCGGAUUGGAAACCCAGACACGAAGAGCCUCCGAUGCCCAUCGAGCCCUCACCAGGAGCCUCACCAGGACCUCCACCCCCACCUGCGCUCCCAGAGGGCCCCGCCCGACCCGGAUGGCGUACAGUAAACAAGCGUGAGGAGCGCCGCCAGAAGGCCAAAGCAAAGGCGCUUCCGCCACCCGAGCCGGUCCAGGCCAUACCCGAACCACCUGCACCCAAUCUGCCCGCUUGGGCCCAGUGGAAACCAAAUCCACUGCUCUCUCCCCAGCCUCUCCAGGCGAACGCCAACUCGCCAAUGCUUUCUGAUCAUGCGCCGUCCCGCGUUGGUCUGUUUGGUCCCCCGACUCCUCCUCCGAAGUAA
Messenger RNA from Fibroporia radiculosa, 549 nucleotides. RefSeq lists its product as uncharacterized. NCBI's taxonomy places the organism in Eukaryota, Fungi, Basidiomycota, Agaricomycetes, Polyporales, Fibroporiaceae. The record is from RefSeq and is a predicted model, not a curated record. The coding region runs from base 1 to 549 and encodes 182 amino acids. The transcript has 6 exons.